AGAAGAAAUAAUCGAGUUGAAAAAAAAAAAAAAAUCACCGAAACGGUAUAGGAACGCGGCGAGCAGCACGUCGCCGCGCAAAUUAUUGUGCAACAGCACAAUCUACACGGCAGCAAAUACGUGCGGUGCGCGUUUGUGUGCGUUCGUGCGCGCGCGUGUGUGUGUGCGAGCGUGAGUGUGCAUUUUGUGCGCGCGCGCGUGUAGCGUUAUCUCGUCCGCCUCGCCGCGAGUUUUGCGACCCAAAACGCGCUUUCUCUCUCUCCGGUUGUCAAACGACCGUCGUAGCCGCUGGUGGUGGAGGUGCAGUUUGGAAAAUUAACCCACGCACGCACGCACGCACGCACGUAAUAAUUAUUAUUAUUGUCGUCAUUACGAUUUACAAUAAUUACCUACAGUAGGUCUAAGUGAUAUCGUUAAUUAUUAUUAUCGUACCAUAAUACCUACACCUGCGUAAUUUAUUGCACCGUCGAUCGUCGUCGUCGUCAGCGUGAACCGUGAUCGCGGUCGCCCGUAUAUUCGUUCCGAAAGACCGUAAUCGAAAUCGAUAGUAGUGAAUACAGUGGUGAUCACGGGUCGCCGAGACCUCCGCUGGUAGAGUUCCGCGAACACAAUCGUCGUACUUCGUCCGGCGUGCCGCCGCCGCCGAUGGAACACUCGUGGCGUCAUCGUGUCCGCCGUCGUCGUAGUACGUAGUCGUCGACAACGCCGGAAGAGACGACUUUUCGCCCGUCUUCCCGGUCCGCUGCUCUCCGGUGUUUCAUUCGAUCGAUUCGCUAGCCCGGCGCUACCUCGACCGAUCGACCGACCACCAGUUUCGAGCCAAUAUCGUAUUGGAGAGCUCUCGUCGCACGCCGAGCUGCUGUCAGACGACGUUAAUACACAGUGAGCCAAAAAGGAAUUGUGCUAAGACUUUUAAUGCUUUUCAAGCUACUGUAAGGAAAAAUUGUUGUUGCCAUGGGUACUAUUGUAGACAAUUUAUCCAAUUGUUCAAUAUCGACUCAAGAUAGAGUGAUUGCUCCUUCAAAUCAAAUUCAAAUUUUCCAACUCAUUGUAACAAUUGAAAGUGCAGAUUUAAAAAAUAAUGGUGGAUUGAUUAAACCGCAUCCAUAUGUUGAACUUAUUGUUGAUGAUUUUAAAAGGAAUAAAACUGAAGUUAUAAAAAAUACAUAUCAACCAAAAUGGAAUGAAGAAUUUACUGUACUUGUUACUCCAUACUCAAUAUUACACUAUCGUGUAUUAGAUUAUUGUAAAUUUCAAAAAGAUGUGCUUAUAGCUGAAAAGAGUAUUAGCCUUUAUGAUAUUUUAUGUAAUUAUAAUGGUGUCUGUGAUAAUUUGGAGUUGACCAUUGAUUUGAUGCGAACUCGUCAUCAUGAUCAUCUAACAUCAAGUUCAUCCACAUCUCACAAUUUGGUUAAAGUUGGGGAAUUGAUUACUAUAUUACAUGGUUUUCAAAUUGAUAUGUCUCAGGUUUCGAAUCCAUCUAGAGAUCCAGGAACUAGUACUAAUAAUCAUCAAGGAUUAUCAGAUGGCAAUUUUAGUAACGGAGUUAGAGCUCGUAAUCGUACCUCAAUAACGACUGUAGUUGCAUCACCUGUUCCGACUAUAGACAUGAAUGUAUCAACUAAUCUUGUAAAUAAUGCAUUAACUAAUAACAUUCGGGCUUCGCAAACUUCAUCAGUACACAAUAAUUCUGCAGAGGGAACAAUUACUGUUCAUCAUCAAAAUGGUCCUGUUACAGUACCAAUAGAAGAACCAUUGCCUGUUGGCUGGGAAAUGAGAUUUGAUGCAUUUGGACGACAAUAUUAUGUGGAUCAUAACACAAAAUCAACUUCUUGGGAAAGACCACAACCAUUACCUGCUGGUUGGGAGCUAAGAAGAGAUAACCGUGGGCGCAUUUAUUAUGUAGAUCAUAAUACUCGUACUACAACAUGGCAACGACCAAACGUUGAAAGACUGCAACAUUACCAACAUUGGCAAGGUGAAAGAGCUCAUGUAGUUCAACAAGGAAAUCAAAGAUUUCUUUAUCCUCAGCAUGCUUUAGGAACAGGUUCAGGACCAAAUAGUAGACAAACUACAGGAGUUCCACCAAAUCCUGUUGUCGAAGAGGAAGACCGUAUGGGACAGUUACCUAAUGGUUGGGAAAAGCGUGUCCAACCAGAUGGUAGAUGUUAUUUUGUUAAUCAUAAAAGUCGCAUUACCCAGUGGGAAGAUCCACGUACACAAGGAACUGAGUUGAUUAUUGAUAAUUCGGAUUUACCAACUGGUUGGGAAGUAAGAAAAACUACUGAUGGAAUUAGGUAUUUUGUUGAUCAUAAUACACAUACAACUACAUUUGAAGAUCCUCGUAACCAUGUACCACCCAUUCAAUGUUCAACUGGUCCUUAUGGGGUACCUGCUGCUUAUGAAAGAUCAUUCCGUUGGAAAUUAAGCCAGUUCCGGUAUUUGUGUCAAAGUAAUGCAAUAUCAAGUCACAUUAAGAUUACAGUUUCCAGACAGACACUGUUUGAGGAUUCCUAUCAUCAAAUAAUGAGAUCUGCUGCUUAUGAGAUGAGGAAACGUUUGUAUAUAGUGUUCCGUGGUGAAGAAGGCUUAGAUUAUGGUGGUGUCUCACGAGAAUGGUUCUUCUUACUUUCCCACGAAGUACUCAACCCAAUGUACUGUUUAUUUGAAUACGCCAAUAAAAAUAAUUAUAGUCUACAAAUUAAUCCUGCUUCGUAUGUAAACCCUGACCAUUUGUUAUAUUUUAAAUUUAUUGGACGAUUUAUAGCUAUGGCUUUAUAUCAUGGCCGUUUCAUUUAUUCUGGUUUCACGAUGCCCUUUUACAAGCGUAUGUUGAACAAAAAACUAACCAUGAAAGAUAUCGAGUCUAUUGACCCAGAAUUUUAUAACUCAUUGGUUUGGAUACGUGACAAUAAUUUAGAAGAAAGUGAUAUUGAAAUGUACUUUGGGGUAGAUUUUGAAGUACUUGGACAAGUUGUACAUCAUGAGUUGAUAGAAAAUGGUGACAAAGUGAAGGUUACUGAUGCUAACAAAGAUGAAUAUAUUAGAUUAAUGACUGAAUGGAGAAUGACACGUGGCAUUGAAGAACAGACUCAAGCAUUAUUAGAUGGAUUUAAUGAAGUAGUUGCAUUGGAAUGGUUAAAGUAUUUUGAUGAACGUGAACUUGAACUCAUGCUGUGUGGGAUGCAAGAGAUUGAUGUUGAUGACUGGCAGCAGCACACAAUUUAUCGACAUUAUAACAGAACUAGCAAGCAAAUUAACUGGUUCUGGCAGUUUGUAAAACAAGCAGAUAAUGAAAAACGAGCAAGACUUCUUCAGUUUGUGACUGGAACAUGUAGGGUUCCAGUUGGAGGGUUUGCUGAACUUAUGGGGAGCAAUGGAGCGCAGAGGUUUUGCAUAGAAAAGGUUGGUAAGGAAACAUGGUUACCUCGCUCUCACACAUGCUUUAAUAGAUUAGACUUACCGCCAUACAAGAGCUAUGACCAGCUAGUCGAAAAACUCAAUUAUGCUAUUGAGGAGACUGAAGGGUUUGCUCAAGAAUGAAACACAAAUAUAUUCAGGUUAAUGUUCCCUCAAUUGUUACGAUUUUAAAUAUAGAUAUAGUAAUAUAUAUUAAUAUUUAUAAGAGCGUACGGUGAUAUCAUGACCUCACAACAUUAAAUAAACGGUGAAACCGUAUUUAGCCUUUUAGAGGUUUAAAAUACAUUCCUUAAUUUAUAUUCUGUUUUUAUUUUAUGCAUCGUUAAUUAAUUUUGGAGUUAAGGUGUUUUAUUCAUUGAUGUUUCUCGUUAUAUAUCUCCGACUCAUAUAGUUACUAUUACUUAUAGAUUUUAAGAACUGUGUUUUUAUAAAUAAGA
Aphis gossypii (cotton aphid) is the source of this 3857-nucleotide messenger RNA. RefSeq names its product E3 ubiquitin-protein ligase Su(dx)-like. Lineage: Eukaryota; Metazoa; Arthropoda; Insecta; Hemiptera; Aphididae. Bases 955 to 3543 code for a protein of 862 amino acids. The record is from RefSeq and is a predicted model, not a curated record. Gene Ontology annotation, molecular function: protein binding; ubiquitin protein ligase activity. The transcript is spliced from 14 exons. Gene Ontology annotation, biological process: ubiquitin-dependent protein catabolic process.